Diabrotica virgifera virgifera (western corn rootworm) is the source of this 2914-nucleotide messenger RNA. RefSeq names its product endoplasmic reticulum metallopeptidase 1-like. Gene Ontology annotation, biological process: proteolysis. Bases 238 to 2889 code for a protein of 883 amino acids. The record is from RefSeq and is a predicted model, not a curated record. The transcript has 11 exons. NCBI's taxonomy places the organism in Eukaryota, Metazoa, Arthropoda, Insecta, Coleoptera, Chrysomelidae. Gene Ontology annotation, molecular function: metalloexopeptidase activity.
CAUCAUAAUAAAAUUGACGUUUCUAAGUGUGAUACCGAAUUUCUGGUACAAUGCAGUUGAUUUCGAUUUUCAGAAUGUUUAUUUCCAUGUUCGUACUUUAAUUUAAAUGGUAGUAACGUGGAGAUUAUUUAUACAGACAAUUUAUUAAUUACAGUGAAAUGACAGUGAAUUUGUUAUCGCUAUUAUCGAUAAAAUUCAUUCAGGAUUUGUGAAGUUUUAGUGUGAUAAAUUACAAAAAUGUCCAAGAACACGCUUUUAAGAAACAGAUUCAACGAAAAAGCACCGGCUAGAAUCUUCACAGACAACAAAUAUGAAAAGUCAAAAUUCCAUCGUCCUAUGCCCUACGUCCACUUCUUAGGCCUCCUAUGUCUAAUUCUUAUAGUAUUUUCAUUAGUGAUAUUCAUCGAAAAACAACUACCAGUAGCGUUAAAAAUAGAAGACGAACACAAACACCCAGACACUUUCAUAGCGGAAAGAGCGUACAACGUGUUAAAAAAUUUAACAAAAAUCGGUCCUCGGAUUGCGGGCAGCUACGAAAACGAGGUUCUGGCAGUCGACGUGUUAAAGCAUGAAAUUGACAGUAUCAUACGGGAUGCCAACGAAAACCAUGUGAUAGAAUUAGACAUUCAGAAGGCGUCAGGUGCUUUUAACUUGGAGUUUCUCGAUGGAAUGACUAAUGUAUACCAGGACGUACAAAAUGUUGUUGUUAAGAUCGGAUCUAGGAUUAAUUCACCACAUAGUUUGCUUGUUAACUGCCAUUUUGAUUCUGUAGUCGACAGUCCAGGUGCUAGCGACGAUGGGGCAAGUUGUGCCGUUAUGCUAGAAAUAUUAAGAGUUCUCUCGAAAUCGACGAAAAUUUUGAGGCAUAACAUCAUAUUCUUAUUUAAUGGCGGAGAAGAAAAUUUCAUGCCAGCUUCGCACGGGUUUAUCACCCAACAUAAAUGGGCAAAAGAGGUGCGCGCUUUUAUAAACUUGGAAGCAUGUGGAGCUGGAGGAAGAGAAGUGUUGUUCCAGGCUGGUCCCAAUCAUCCUUGGAUCUUGGAAACUUACUCCGAAGAAGUGCCUUACCCCUAUGCUUCUUCCUUAGCGCAAGAAAUUUUCCAAAGUGGCAUAAUACCCGGAGAUACUGAUUACAGGAUCUUCAGGGAUUUUGGAAACCUCUCAGGUUUGGAUUUCGCGUGGUCAGCGAACGGAUACGUCUACCACACCAAAUUCGACUCCGUGGAAUACGUCCCCCUCGGUUCCCUCCAGAGAACCGGUGACAACAUCCUGGCCUUGGCCAAAGGCAUGGCACAGGGCCAUCAACUCUCUGACGUGAAGAAAUACCAAGCGGGGAAUCUCGUAUUCUUCGAUUUUUUAGGAGCCUUCGUUAUAAGAUGGCCUAUGCUAGUCGCUGAUAUAGUUAAUAUAUCGUCUGUGAUAUUUUCGUUAUAUUCGAUUUACGGAAACUUUAGAAGUGCUGAAGUUACCGACGGUUUAAAGAGAAAAAAAUACACCAGAAAGCUUGUAGGCUGUAUGGUAGUAGUUUUUCUUUCUUGGGUAAUAUCCGUGAUAAGUACAUUAGGAAUCGCCGCCUUAAUCAAUUGCUUAGGUCGUACCAUGAGCUGGUACGCCCGUCCUUUAUGGAUUUUCUUUUUGUACGUGAUACCCACUCUAGUCAUUUCCAUGGUAACAGUAUUAUAUCACGCCAAAGUGUACAAUAAGGACAUUGAGAUGUCGCCUUGGACGGUAUUUCAGUUAUAUUAUGACGCAUAUCAGUUACUAUGGACUCUAGUGCUAUUGCUAGGUGUAGCAGUUAGAUUGCGUUCGAGUUUUAUAGCUCUGUUAUGGGUAUUCUCAGCAGCUUUAGGAAACAUAUUGAAGUCUGCAUUGUUUACUAGAUGGAGAGGUUCAAAAUGGCUCCUCCUCCACAUCUCCGUAUUCGGCCUUCCGUUCGUGCAGUGCUUCUACCUUAUCAUCGGAGCCCUGUACCUCUUCAUACCAAUAACUGGUAGAGCCGGAUCAGGAAGCCACGCAGAAUUCGCAAUUGCUGUCCUAGUGACGUCUAUGUUCGCUAAUUUAUUCACUUUCGUAGUGCCCUUGGGGAUAUUGGUGAGAGGGAUCGAAAGGAUCUUCAGUCUGUUGACCGGACUGUUUCUGUUAUCGUUGGCUCUACUAAUACUUACACCUCUAGGAUUCCCGUACUCUGGAGAACCGGGAGCUUUAGCCCCGCAAAGGUUUAUGAUUGCGAACACUCACAGAACAUUCCACGAUGUAACAGGAAAAAUCCAGAACGAGUCCACGGGCUAUUGGAUCGCCGACAUGGACGUCAACAGUCCACAUACGGUGGACCGACACGUUCGUGAAAUGCAAAAUGCGGAGUUGGUUACCAAAGACUGUGAAAGCUAUUUGUAUUGCGGGCUACCGUACCUUGUACCUGUUCUGACGAUGAUAUGGAAAACGCAUUGGGUGCCAGGACCUCCACCGGUGCUCCUUACACCCGUCAGUAUGAAUAUUUUGAAUAGAACAAAGACUGGCGUCGGCGAAAAAGUUACUAUUAGAGUUGAUGGUCCUACACAUAUUGGAGUAAUGAUUUCUCCGGUGCCUGGUGUCGAAAUUGCCGAUUGGAGUCUACCCACGCAAGAACCUUUGGCCGGACCUCUUUGGAACGGAAGAAAAACUUACUUCAUCUAUUAUGCCUACGGUCUGGAACCUGUGCCAAUAACAGUUACAAUAGAUUUUAAGGUACCGAGUGAACACAAAGGACCUAUAAUGGACCUGGCAGUGACAUCCCACUACCUCUUCGGUCCGGGGAAAGCUACGAAAGAAUUCAAAAAGUUCAUCAACGAAUUUCCAUCAUGGACGGCUAUAAACUAUUGGACGGCCUCGUACGAAUCGUGGAUUAUUUAGGAAAUAUAUAUCAUUUAACAAUUAA